AUGGCCGAAGAUGCCGCAAAUGCACGAAAUGUCCUAUCUCAGAUCAAAGCCAGGCACAGUGCAAUGACUCGCAAUGGGAGUCCUGCCAAGCCUGGAGCCGGCAGGUCAGCGCAGCAACCAACGUCACCCGCCAAGUCGCCCGCCAAGUUCACACCCCGGCCGUUGGAUGGCACACCUUCUCGCAGCGUGGGGCCUCUGGUAUGCGCUUCCAGCCACGCAUCCCAGCAGGCCGCAGCCCUGAAGGCUCUGCGGCAGGACAUCAGACGCAGGCUGGCGCAGCUCAACCAGAGGGCCUCGCCAGUCCAAGGCCGGCCCCCCCCGGGACUCCAUAAGUCUGGGACAACCCCCAGCAAACUCCAAAAGCCGGACAGCCUGCCUGUUCCAGAGGUCAGCAGCGCAGCCUGUGAGAACGAGGACCCUGCCCUCGCACUCCACUGUGGGAAUCCAAUGCAAUCCCCUGUUGCCAGCUGCCCAGCAUCUGUUGAGGCUGGGGCGACUGAGGAUCCCGGUAGAGACAUCAUCCUGGCAGGACCACUCACAACCCCGGGCACUGACCAAGGCCGGCCCGCCGCCAGUCCAUCGCCCGGCCCGCUUGCGGUGCCGAGCCAGGGGCAGCGCCCCUCGCCAGUCGAAGUGGCGGUGGCAGAUGCUGGGCUGGGAUUGCAGGAGCUGCAUCUGCAGCUGUGCGCCGCCAGGCAGCAGGCGCGAGAGGCGGCGCGAGAGGUGGAGCAGGCGUGCCUGCGUGUGGAGCGGCGGGACGCCCAGGCAGCAGCGUCUGAGCGGUCGGAGGCGGCCCUCGUGGCACAGCUGCGCAGCCUGGCCUCCCAGCUCGAGAGCGCGCAGGAGCAGAGCCGGGAGGCGGUGCUGGCCUCCCAGGUCGAGGAGUGGAGGAUGCGCGCUCAGGCGGGGAGCAUGGCCCAGUCCGAACUCGCGGCCGAGCGCAAGGUGGUGGCGCUGGACUCGCGGCUCGCCGUCGCGGUGAUGCAGCGGGAGCGGGACGCCAUGCGCGCGGCCCUGCAGGAAAGGGAGGCGGAGGCCGCGCGGCAGGCAGCCCGCGCCAUGGAGAUAGACGACCUGCACGCCGAGGUGGCGGGGCUGCUGGACGCAGGCGCCGCACGCGAGGCAGACACCCUGGGAGGGGCCGGGCCUGGGUGCGAUACGCCUGCUGUGCAGCAGGAGGUCGUGGAGCUGCGAGACGCGCUGGAGGCGUCGCGGCGAGUCACGCAGGACCUGCAGCGACAGAAGGCUGGGCUGGAGGAGGAAGUGCUGGCCCUGACCUCACGCGCGCUAGAGAGCCAGCCCCGGCCGCCCACCGACGCCGAGAGCUGGCUCAUGGGCUCCUGA
Auxenochlorella protothecoides is the source of this 1344-nucleotide messenger RNA. RefSeq lists its product as hypothetical. The transcript has 6 exons. The record is from RefSeq and is a predicted model, not a curated record. Lineage: Eukaryota; Viridiplantae; Chlorophyta; Trebouxiophyceae; Chlorellales; Chlorellaceae. Bases 1 to 1344 code for a protein of 447 amino acids.